AUGGCAGGUUUCGAUUUGCACUCGAGUGUUGAGGACUUCGUCAAGCGAUUGAACGACAUCAGUUCGGUAGACGAGUUGGAGCGUUUACGCAAUCGGGUCGAGAGCAAGGCCGGUGAACUAAACGAAAGGCACAAAACACUUAGCAAGGAAUUGCGUGACAUGGAGCAGUUUUUGACGUCAUCGAAACUUGAGGCGGCAACGGCUGCUGUAACAAAACGAAGACCUGCCAAGCUGGAGGAAAUGCAGGAGAACACCGAACAAAGAGAUAAGAUUAAUACGUUUGCGAGGCUGAUUAGAGAGCACAACAUCAGCAAGGCAGAUCUAGAACCGGAAGAUAUCCCGGUCAAGACCUCUGCCAGUGCUCAUCAGUAUGCUAGGUUCGAUUCGAGUUACUUCCUGCGUGCUGCCCGCGGCAAUUCAGUUCUACUGGCUAUGGCUGUUGAAAGGUGUCUAGAUUUGAUGAAAUUGAGUCAACUGAAAGAAGUCGCUGAUGCAAUGAGUAUUAGCUACGUAGACGAUAUUGUGACGGAGGAAAGUCUGAAAGAUAAAAUCAGACUGACCCAAGCAACAGGCCGACCAUCAGUGGAUUGUAGUAUGUCCACCGACCAAUUCCAGGCAUUUGUUUCUGUCAUCUCUGAUCCAGCCGUACUCAAGGCCAUCGAGAGAAACAUCGAACUAGACAUGCUGACAGCAAAGGAUGCUAUUGCCGAAACGACUCUUGAAAUACAGGAAUUUCAAGUAGACAUUGAAUUCGCUACUCAGAAGCUCUUGCAAGUGGGUUUGAACGAGGCAAUCAAGGACAAACAAGACGAAGUCGAAAAGCAGGAGUUGCUGUGUGGCAAGUUGAACGCAUUUAGCAGUAUACUAAAUGAAAGAAUGGGACUCCUCUCAUAACAAAUGUUAGAUGUCACUUCACUGUCAUUGCUGUAUUUGUCUGAUUGCAAUGUACCAAGUGAUACAUUAAUUAAUUAAGCUAACAAAGUGUGCAUACUUGAACAAACAGUGAAAUAUAGUCUGGCAUAGAAAUUGAUACUUGCUAGUGCAGUUCUGAUUCCACAGAUGUGCUUGUGUUUUCUUGAUCUAUUAAUAAGGGAACAGGGCUUGUACAAAAGACAUUCUCUAACAAUAGAACUGGUAGGCAAUGGUUGCUACGUGGUACAGUAGCAAUUGAUUAAUUAAAUAAACUGCUUAGUUGGUCUGUCUAGGUAUAGUAUGAACAAUGCUGUCUUCUUAGA
Messenger RNA from Corticium candelabrum, 1235 nucleotides. RefSeq lists its product as uncharacterized. The record is from RefSeq and is a predicted model, not a curated record. The coding region runs from base 1 to 894 and encodes 297 amino acids. The transcript has 2 exons. NCBI's taxonomy places the organism in Eukaryota, Metazoa, Porifera, Homoscleromorpha, Homosclerophorida, Plakinidae.